AUGGUACAACGACGAAUGGCACGGAAGAAAUUUAGUGGAUUAGAAGUCACUCUGAUUGUCCUGUUUGCCAUAGUUACUAUAAUAGCUAUUGCCCUUGUUGUUGUUUUAGCAACUAAAACACCUGCUACUGAAGCUACUACUACAGAUCCUUCAAGCUCAGGAAGAUGUCCAAAUGAAAUAAAUGAUCCCAUCAAUGAGAGAAUAAACUGCAUCCCAGAACAAUUUCCAACACAGGCACUUUGUGCACAGCGAGGCUGCUGCUGGAGGCCAUGGAAUAGCUCUGUCAUUCCCUGGUGCUUCUUUGUAAACAACCAUGGCUACAACGCUGAGGGGCUGAGGACAACGAAUACUGGACUUGAAGCCAAUUUAAACAGGAUAUCUUCACCUACUCUGUUUGGAAAUGACAUUAACCGUGUUCUCUUCACAACUCAGAAUCAGACACCAAAUCGGUUCCGGUUCAAGAUUACCAAUCCAAGUAACAGACGCUAUGAAGUUCCUCAUCAGUUUGUGCAAGAAUUUACGGGACCCGCAUCUACUGAUACAUUGUAUAAUGUGCAGGUUACGGAAAGGCCAUUUGGCAUCAAAGUUAUUAGACGAAGCAAUAAUCGAGUUUUAUUUGACACCAGUGUUGGUCCCCUGGUAUACUCUAACCAGUAUUUACAGAUCUCAGCCAAACUUUCCAAUGAAUACAUUUAUGGUAUUGGGGAACAUAUUCAUAAGAGAUUUCGUCAUGACUUAAAUUGGAAAACAUGGCCAAUCUUUACUCGGGAUCAACUUCCUGGUGAUAAUAAUAAUAAUUUAUAUGGCCAUCACACGUUCUUCAUGUGCAUUGAAGAUGUUUCUGGGAGGUCAUUUGGUGUUUUCUUGAUGAAUAGCAAUGCAAUGGAAAUCUUCAUCCAGCCUACUCCAAUAGUAACGUACAGAGUUACUGGUGGCAUUCUGGACUUCUACAUAUUUCUGGGAGAUACUCCAGAACAGGUCGUUCAACAGUAUCAACAGCUCAUUGGACUGCCUGCAAUGCCAGCAUAUUGGAGUCUUGGAUUCCAGCUGAGUCGCUGGAAUUAUAAUUCACUAGAAGUAGUGAGAGAAGUGGUAAGAAGAAACCGAGAAGCUGGCAUACCAUUUGAUACACAGGUCACUGAUAUUGACUACAUGGAGGACAAGAAAGACUUCACUUACGACGCAGUUCAAUUUAAUGGUCUCCCUGAAUUUGUUCAGGAUUUGCAUGACCAUGGGCAGAAAUAUGUCAUCAUCUUGGACCCUGCAAUUUCCAUAGGAAGACGCGCCAAUGGAGCAGCAUAUGAAACCUAUGAGAGGGGAAACAGACAGCACGUUUGGGUCAAUGAGUCAGAUGGCAGGACACCAAUUGUUGGAGAGGUAUGGCCAGGAUUAACAGUAUAUCCAGACUUCACUAGUCCAAGCUGCAUAGAGUGGUGGGCAAAUGAAUGCAGUCUUUUCCAUCAGCAAGUACAAUACGAUGGACUUUGGAUUGACAUGAAUGAGGUUUCCAGCUUUAUUCAAGGUUCAAGGGAAGGAUGCAGCGCCAACAACUGGAAUUAUCCACCUUUUACUCCCGAUAUUCUUGACAAACUCAUGUAUUCCAAAACAAUUUGCAUGGAUGCUGUACAGAACUGGGGGAGACAGUAUGAUGUCCACAGCCUAUAUGGAUACAGCAUGGCUAUAGCCACAGAGAAAGCUGUAGAAAGAGUCUUUCCUAAUAAGAGAAGCUUCAUCCUUACCCGGUCAACUUUUGCUGGAUCUGGAAGACAUGCUGCUCAUUGGUUAGGAGACAAUACUGCAUCCUGGGAACAAAUGGAAUGGUCAAUCACUGGAAUGCUGGAGUUUGGUUUGUUUGGAAUUCCAUUGGUUGGAGCUGAUAUCUGUGGAUUUGUGGCUGAUACCACAGAAGAGCUUUGCAGAAGAUGGAUGCAACUUGGGGCAUUUUACCCAUUCUCCAGAAACCAUAAUGCUGAUGGAUAUGUGCCUCAAGACCCUGCAUAUUUUGGACAGAAUUCACUUUUGGUUAAUUCAUCAAGGCAUUAUUUAACUAUUCGCUACACCUUACUGCCGUUCCUCUAUACUCUGUUCUAUAAAGCCCAUCGCUAUGGAGAAACAGUUGCAAGGCCAUUUCUUCAUGAGUUUUAUGAGGACACAAACAGCUGGAUUGAAGACACUCAGUUCUUAUGGGGCCCUGCACUACUUAUCACUCCUGUGUUGAAACAGGGAGCAGAAACAGUGAGUGCAUACAUCCCUGAUGCUACCUGGUAUGAUUAUGAAACUGGUGCAAAAAGGCCAUGGCGAAAACAACGUAUUGAUAUGCAUCUUCCAGCAGACAAAAUCGGAUUACAUCUUAGAGGAGGUUAUAUUAUCCCCAUUCAAGAACCUGACGUAACGACGACAGCAAGCCGGAGAAAUCCACUGGGACUUAUAGUUGCGUUGAACGACGAUAACACAGCACAAGGGGACUUUUUCUGGGAUGAUGGAGAAACUAAAAAUACCAUAGAAAGUGGCGAGUACAUAUUUUAUACAUUUUCAGUUUCUAACAACAAUUUAGCUAUUACAUGCACACAUUCAUCAUACCCAGAAGGAACCUCCUUAGCAUUUGAGUCUAUAAAAGUCCUUGGUGUGACAGACACUGUUACACAAGUUACUGUGGCAGAAGCGAACCAACAGAUGAGUGCUCACGGCAAUUUCACUUAUGAUCCUUCCAACCAGAUUCUCCUAAUUAGCAAUCUUCAAUUCAACCUUGGAAGAAGCUUUACUGUUCAAUGGAAUCAAGUUUUCUUAGACAGUGAAAGAUUUACUUGCUAUCCAGAUGCAGAUCUUGCAACUGAGGCAAAGUGCUUGCAGCGUGGCUGUGUAUGGGAAACGGCUACUUCUGAUUUCAGAGCACCUGAGUGUUACUUUCCUAAACAAGACAACCCUUAUUCAGUCAAUUCAAUUCAGUAUUCAUCAACUGGUGUCACAGCAGACCUCUCCUAUAAUUCUGCUAAUGCUAGGAUACAACUGCCUUCUGUACCCAUCCAAGCUCUUCGUGUGGAAGUGAAAUAUCAUAAAAAUGAUAUGCUACAGUUUAAGAUUUAUGAUCCCCAAAAUAAGAGAUAUGAAGUUCCAGUCCCAUUAAACAUUCCAGCUACUCCAACAAGUACUUAUGAAAAUAGACUUUAUGAUGUUGAAAUCAAAGAGAAUCCGUUUGGUAUCCAGAUUCGACGGAGAAGCAGUGGAAGAGUUAUUUGGGAUACUCGCCUGCCUGGAUUUGCUUUUAAUGACCAAUUCAUUCAAAUAUCUACUCGUCUGCCAUCAAGAUAUAUAUAUGGUUUUGGAGAAGUAGAACACCCAACAUUUAGGCAUGAUCUGAACUGGCAGACUUGGGGAAUGUUCACGAGAGACCAACCUCCUGGAUAUAAACUUAAUUCCUAUGGAUUUCAUCCCUACCACAUGACACUGGAAGAAGAGGGCAAUGCCCAUGGAGUUCUCUUACUCAACAGCAAUGGAAUGGAUGUUACAUUCCAACCAACUCCUUCUCUAACUUACCGCAUAAUUGGAGGAAUCUUGGACUUUUAUAUGUUUUUGGGCCCAACUCCAGAAGUUGCAACACAGCAAUACCAUGAAGUAAUUGGCCACCCAGUCAUGCCGCCAUAUUGGGCUUUAGGAUUCCAAUUAUGUCGUUACGGGUACAGAAAUACUUCAGAGGUUGAACAAGUUUAUAAUGAAAUGGUGGCUGCGCAAAUCCCCUACGAUGUUCAAUACACAGACAUUGACUACAUGGAAAGGCAAUUAGACUUCACAAUUGGUGAAAGAUUCUCUGACCUUCCUCAAUUUGUUGAUAGAAUAAGAGGAGAAGGAAUGAGAUACAUUAUUAUUCUGGAUCCAGCAAUUUCAGGAAAUGAAACACAACCUUAUCCUGCAUUUGAAAGAGGACUGGAGAAAGAUGUCUUUGUCAAAUGGCCCAAUACCAAUGAUAUUUGCUGGGCAAAGGUUUGGCCAGAUUUGCCCAAUAUAACAAUAGAUGAAACUCUAACUGAAGAUGAAGCUGUUAAUGCUUCGCGAGCUCAUGUAGCUUUUCCAGAUUUCUUCAGGAAUUCCACAGCAGAGUGGUGGGCAAGAGAAAUUCUAGAUUUCUACAAUGACAGGAUGAAGUUUGAUGGUUUGUGGAUUGACAUGAAUGAGCCAUCAAGCUUUGUGAAUGGAACAACUAGUAAUCAAUGCAGAAAUAGCCAGCUAAAUUUCCCACCUUAUUUUCCAGAGCUCACGAAAAGAACGGAUGGGUUACAUUUCCGAACUAUGUGCAUGGAAACUGAGCAGAUUCUCAGUGAUGGGUCAUCAGUUUUGCAUUACGACGUUCACAAUCUUUAUGGGUGGUCACAGAUAAAACCCACUUAUGAUGCAUUGCAGAAGACAACUGGCAAACGAGGGAUUGUUAUUUCUCGUUCUACGUAUCCUACGGGUGGACGUUGGGGAGGACACUGGCUUGGAGACAAUUAUGCAAACUGGAACAAUUUGGACAAAUCUAUUAUUGGUAUGAUGGAAUUUAGUCUCUUUGGAAUAUCAUAUACUGGAGCAGACAUCUGUGGUUUCUUCAACAAUUCAGAGUAUCAACUGUGUACCCGCUGGAUGCAACUUGGAGCAUUUUACCCUUACUCAAGAAAUCACAACAUUGCCAAUACCAGAAGACAAGAUCCUGCAUCCUGGAAUGAAACUUUUGCUAACAUGUCGAGGAAUAUUCUAAAUAUUAGAUACACUUUAUUGCCAUAUUUCUAUACGCAAAUGCAUGAAGUUCAUGCUCAUGGUGGCACUGUUAUCCGACCACUUUUGCACGAGUUCUUUGAUGAAAGGCCAACCUGGGAUAUAUUCAAGCAGUUCUUAUGGGGUCCAGCAUUUAUGGUUACACCUGUCCUAGAACCUAAUGUUGAGACUGUGGAAGGCUAUGUUCCCAAUGCUCGAUGGUUUGACUACCAUACACGCCAAGAUAUUGGCAUCAGGGGACAAUCUCACUUGUUUGAUGCUCCGUAUGACACAAUAAACCUACACGUCCGUGGUGGUCACAUCCUACCAUGUCAAGAGCCUGCUCAAAACACCUUUUACAGUCGCCAAAAUUACAUGAAGCUCAUUGUUGCUGCAGAUGAUAAUCAGAUGGCACAAGGAACUCUGUUUUGGGAUGAUGGUGACUCUAUAGACACAUAUGAAAGAAGUCAAUAUAUCUUGAUACAAUUUAAUUUAAACCAGACCACUUUGACCAGCACUAUAGUGGAAAAUGGUUACAUAAAUAAAAAUGAAAUGAGGCUUGGAUUAAUCGAAAUAUGGGGGAAAGGAAACUCUGCAGUCAGUCAGGUUAAUCUUCAAUACAAUGGAAAUCAAGAAUCAGCUGGCUUUUGGACAGAACAAGGCAACCAAGUAUUGAUCAUAGAUCUGGCGCCGAACAGUGUGACUCUAGAUGAACCAAUAGUACUCACCUGGUCAUGAAGAUCAACGCUGAAUCCAGCUGUCAGAUGGCAAUUCAUUCCUGGAUUAGUUCAUUGCAUUUAUAAUGUUCCCUCUUUUCCUGGCAUCUCAUAUUUUUAAAAAUGUAACUUUUUAAGAUGUCAUAAAAGUUAUUACACCAUAUACAUUAAUGAUGAUGCUAACUUUAUCAUACUAAUGUGGUCUAAAUUCAAUUUUUAACAUGUUUUGAGAAUUUGAAUAGUUCCCUUUACCCUUAAGUAGCAGCUAACACUGUAUACGAGUUUAUGUGU
This is a messenger RNA of Tupaia belangeri chinensis (Chinese tree shrew), 5732 nucleotides long. It is a transcript of the gene SI, whose product is annotated as sucrase-isomaltase. NCBI's taxonomy places the organism in Eukaryota, Metazoa, Chordata, Mammalia, Scandentia, Tupaiidae. The record is from RefSeq and is a predicted model, not a curated record. The transcript has 48 exons. Gene Ontology annotation, molecular function: alpha-1,4-glucosidase activity; carbohydrate binding. Gene Ontology annotation, biological process: carbohydrate metabolic process. Bases 1 to 5463 code for a protein of 1820 amino acids.